UUUCAAUUUUUGUUUUCUUUUUAAAUAUUAAACAACAAAUACAUUUUUAUUUUUAGACACGAACAUUUGAACAAUUACAUCAAUUACAAUUACAAACUUUUGAAAAAACAAUACGUGAUUGUCAAAUUGAAAAUGAACGUUUAUGUGAACAUAUUAAUGAUUUAACAAAAGAAUUAAAUGGAAAAGCUUCUGUUAAUGCAAUUAAUCAAGAAAAAAUUUUGGCAUUUGAUCGUAUUGUUGCUGAUACACAACUUUGGCGACAAAAACUUGAUACAUAUAAAGCAACUAUUGAACAACGAGAAGAAACUAUUGUUAACCUUAAAAAAGAAAUUGAUGAGUCACAUAGAAAAAAGCAAACAAAUAGUCAUUUUGAAGAUGAUUCAUUACGAUUGCAAAUUACAAGUCUUCAAAAUACUUUACGAGAUCGUGAUAAUGAAAUAAAACAAUUAAAACUAACACUUCGUCGUGUUCGUGAUACAUUACAAUCUAAUCAUUUAUCUCAUGAAAAUCGUUGGAAAAGUUGUGAUGAAGAUAUUGGACGAAUUCGAUCUCCAACAAAAUCAUUUCAAAACAAACGAACUAUUUCUCCAUCUAUACAUGAUUCAUCUUCUCCAUUAGAUAUAGAAUUUUUAAAAACAAAAUUUCAUACAUUAACUGAUCGUUUAAAUAAUGUUCAACAAUUACUUGUUAAACGUGAUAAUCAAAUAAUUACAUUAAAAAAAGUUCAUGAUAAACGUUGGUUACGUCUUAAAUAUUUACAAAAACAAUAUCGUUUACUUAAAAAUGAAUUACAAUCUUAUACUGAUGAUGAAAUUUUACAAACAAAUUCAAAAAAUGAUUUUUUCUAUAGAAAAGCAAUACAUAAAACAAAAAAUGGUUGUUCCGUAUGUAAUGAUCAUCGAUGGAAAAAACAAACAGGAAAUAAUAGAAAAUUACUUAAACAAGAAGAUGAUGAUAAUGUCUGGAAUGAAGUUACAAAAUUAAGACGUGAAAAUGCGAAAUUAACUAAUGAAAAUUUAAGUUUACAAGAAAAAAUUGAUUUACAAGAAGUUGAAAUAAAUGAACAAAUAAAUAUUAUUGAUGAACUUCAUAAUGAAAUACGACGAAUUAAUGAUAAAGAUGAACAAAUUCAAUCAACACAUAUAACCACAUCAAAUAAUGAACAAGAACAUCUUAUUGAAGAACUUGAUAAAAAAAUAUAUGAACUUGAAACAGAACGAACAUGUUUAAUAUUUGAAAAUGAACGUUUAAAAACAAAUUAUGAUUUAUGUAAUGAUGAAAAACAACAUUUAAUUCAACAAAAAAUACAAAUAAAUAAUGAAUUAAAACAACUUAAACUUCGAAUACUUUCAUUACAAGAUCAAAUAUAUAAAUUAAAACGAACUAAUCAAACAGAUAAUAACACAGAUUUAAUAUCAAAACCACUAUUAACAAUAAAAAGACGAACAAUAAAAAAGAAACCAAAAAAAUCAACAACAACAAAAUCAUGUUUAGAAUUAUUACUUGAUCAAAAUUCAACAUUAAUUGAUGAUCUUCAAAAUGAAUCAUUAGUAUCUAAUAGACGACAAGAUCAUUCAUGUAGUCUUUGUGAUCAUCAAAGUGAAAAUUCAUUUAGACAACGUAAAAGACGAUCAUCAAUAUCAUUAAUAUUACCAAGACCAAGAUGUGGACCAUUCAAAAGAAAUUCUACGACUAAAAAUCGUCUAACUACUCCAUUGAAAUAUUUCAACAUUACUCGAAAACAAAGUACUCCUUUAUCAAUACAGAAAACUCCUCCAAUUCGAAUUUCAACAUUACGUAAACGUAUUGAACAAUUAGAAAAUGAUCUUGCUGAUUCUCGAAAAGAAAAUGAACAUCUUAAUCAACGUUUAAUGACAACAUUAAGUCGAAUUAAUAUUCUUAAAACAACAAAUCAAAAACUUAUUAUUGAAUGUGAUAAAUUUAAAAAUAAUCAUCUCAAUCAAUCAAAAUUUCACAAUUAUGAUUCAACAAAUAUUGAUCAUAGUAUCAAUACGGAUAAUUUAUAUGAACGUCUUAAAAAUACUUCAUUUGAUGCUGCUCAACAACGUAAAUUAAAUAAAACAUUACAAAUAGAUAAUGAACUAUUAAAUAAAAAUUUACAAUCAUUAACUGAAAAAUUAACACAUACAGAACGUGAUAUCGUUGGUAAACGAUUAUUAAUUGAAAAUUAUAAAACAAGAUUAAAUGAAAUGGAAACAAGUCUUAAUCGUUCAAAUGAUAAAAAUAUUAAUGAAAAUGAUGAGGAACGAGUUAAAUCUUUAACUGGAACAAUAGAAAAAUUACGAAUAACUAUUGAUUCAUAUAAAAAUCGUUUACAAGCAGUUACUCGAGAAAAACAUGAUCUUGAUUCACGAUAUACUCAACUUGUUGAUGAACAUCAAAAAUUAAAAAUUCGUUUUGAAGAUAUUCAAACAAAAUUUCGUUUAAAUGAUCAACAACUUCGACAAAUACGUCUUAAUAAUGAACAAUUAAAUCAAGAAUUAUUAACAUCUCGUCAACAAUCGGAACAACAAUUAUUAACAUUAAAUACUAAAAGUCAAGAUUCAUUAAAAAAAAUAACACUCGAAUUAGAUCGAACACUUCAAUGUUUAAAUGAAUAUGAAAGAUUUAUAAAUGAUCUUCUUCAUGAAAUGAUUCGACGAAGUGUACAAAUGAAUGAGAAACUAAAACAUACACGUGAACAUCAAAAACAACGUGAAUCAUUAUCAAUGACAUUCCCUGGUUAUGAUACAGCUAUGAGUACAGCAAGUAAAAUAUUAAAUUUAACACAAGAUGAUCUCGAUGAAAUUAUGUCCAUAGCAGAUGAAAGUUUUCAAGCAAAUAUAAAAGAUGACAGUAUUGAUAAAAAUGAAAAAAUACGACAAAAAGUAUCGAAAUUACUUGUUACACGAGAAGAAUGUGCGAGUAAACUUUUGAAAAUAUUCAGCAAAAAAUUAGAUGAAAUACAAACAAUUGAUCGUGAAUUAGCUACAAUUCGAAAUAUAUAA
Messenger RNA from Rotaria sordida, 3008 nucleotides. The record is from the annotation of a GenBank genome assembly. Lineage: Eukaryota; Metazoa; Rotifera; Eurotatoria; Philodinida; Philodinidae.